AUGUAUCGAUACGCGGUCAUGCGCGUGCACGAUGCGAGUGCAUCACGGCGCCACGGUGUUGUUGUGGAGGAAGCAUCUGCCAGUGCCCCUGCAUCCUGCUCUGAUUCACCUGUAGCUACCAGCUCCAAAAGUGGUGAGAAAAGUAUUGAAGGUUUUUUCCAUGCACCGCUUGCUAACAAUUCCGCGCGCUCCACGGCAAUAACAGAUGCUAUUGCAUUGUUCAUCUGCAAAGAUAUUCAGCCCUAUAGUGUCACGGAGAACGAAGGUUUUAAACACCUCCUCCAUGUUUUGGAGCCUCGUUAUAAGAUACCAAACCGAAAGCUAUUCUCCGAUAAACAGAUUCCUGCUCUGUACGACAAAGUCAGAAGAGAGAUAGAGGAGUCUCUGCACAAAGCCCAAAGAGUUGCUUUAACAGUGGACGGUUGGACAUCUUGCGCUACAGCAUCAUAUGUAACGGUUACAGCACACUACAUAGAUGACGGGUGGAUUCUCAAAAACCACGUUUUGCAGACCAGAGUGUUCAACGAGGCUCACACAGGGAAUAAUCUAGCCGUUUUACUUCAGGAUGUUUGCCGCGAGUGGAAGAUCGAAGAGAAGAGCCCCGCGUUAGUCACAGAUAACGCCAGAAACAUGAUCCUGGCUGGUGCUGGUGCCAAAAUGGACCCACACGUGAGAUGCAUCGCCCACACAUUGAACUUGGCAUCUCAAAAAGCCUUUAAGGUGGACAGUGUCUCUGUGCUGGUGGUGAAAGUUAGGAAGCUUGUCACCUUUUUCCACAAAAGCCCCAAGGCAACUGAAGUUCUGCGUGAAAUACAGACCCAGUUACACCUGCCCAACCACAAGCUCAUCCAUGACGUUUCCACCAGAUGGAACAGUACCCUCGACAUGUUGGAGCGUUUCUGGGAGCAGCAGCCUGCUGUGCUGAACACCCUGCUAUCCAGGAAGAUAAAGAGGCGUGAGGCUAUGGCCAGUUUGACAGAAGAUGACAUGACACUGAUCCCAGAGAUCAUCAAAUUAAUGUCACCACUGAAAGUGGCAACCACACUCCUCAGUGAGGAAAAAAAUCCCACCAUCUCCAUUAUCUCUCCAGUCCAAGCCAAAUUGCAGAGACAAUUCCAACCAGAUGAGAGUGAUCUAGAGGUUAUUUCCCAUAUGAAAGACAGAUUCAGGCAGGACUUUGAUGGCCGUUAUACAUAUCUUGAAGGCACUCUCCACUGUGCCUCAGCACUUGACCCCCGUUUUAAAGACCUGGCUUUUCUGGAUGACAGUGAUGCCAAGGAUAUGGUAUUCAUGAAGAUAACAACAGAGGUGGUACAGAUGAAUGGAGAGGAAGAGGUCAGUGACACAGCAAUGCCGAAUGAAGACCAGGCAACAGGCACAUUGGAAGAGGACCAGACAGCUGAAACAGAAGGCGACAAAAGCCCUUCCAACGAGGACAAGACAGAUGAUGCCCCUCCAAAGAAAAAGACUGCCAUGGACCAGAUGUUUGGAGAUUUCCUGAGUGCAAGACCACCAGCAAAGACCAUCAGGGAGAAAGCUAAGGAUGAAAUCUUAAAAUAUAGAGAAAGGGACACUUUAGGUUUGGAUGGGGAUGUGUUGCAGUGGUGGAGACUGCAAGUAGAUCUUCCACUACUAUCAGCUUUAGCAAAGAGAUAUCUGUCCAUCCCAGCAACAAGCGUACCAGCUGAAAGAGUUUUCAGCACAGCUGGAGAUAUAGUUACAGCUCAGCGUAGCUUGCUUCACCCUGAUCAUGUUGAUCAGUUGAUAUUUCUGAAGAAAAACCUUUAACUGAAGGUGACUGACCGAUGUGCACUAUUCUAAAAAGCAUUUUUUUUUAUUUAGAAUUUUAUUUAAUUUUUAUUUUAUUUUAUUUUAUUAGCCUGUUGUUUACAGUGACAGUGAUGUUUCAAAGUAAAAGCAGCAUAACACUGCUAGUUCACAACGUUAACUUUUGAAUAUUCAGUGGCAAAACAUCUUUGUAAAACUUAUUUUCAUAGUUGAAAACUGAAAUCACAAUUCUUGUUGUGCAAUGGUAAGCCUUCUUUCUGUUGAAAGAGUGCAAAUAUUUUUUUUUAGUAUGCAUUGCACUUAUACCUUCUGUUUAUCUUGGAAAUACUUAAAUAAUAUGUGCCAUGUGUUCUAAAAUGGCCCUCUACUGUAAACCGACACUCAGGCUCUGAGAGAAAAGCCAGUUUGUAAAAAAGUCUUGGUUUUACUUGGUUAAUAAAUAAUCAAACUCA
This is a messenger RNA of Rhinichthys klamathensis goyatoka, 2240 nucleotides long. Its product is annotated as zinc finger BED domain-containing protein 4-like. The coding region runs from base 1 to 1788 and encodes 595 amino acids. The transcript is spliced from 4 exons. The record is from RefSeq and is a predicted model, not a curated record. NCBI's taxonomy places the organism in Eukaryota, Metazoa, Chordata, Actinopteri, Cypriniformes, Leuciscidae. Gene Ontology annotation, molecular function: protein dimerization activity.